GGGACGGCGUUUCCUCUGAGAAAAUAGGAUGGGAGUAACUCAGACUUGAAGCUGAGGAGGUGACAUGUUUGAAAGGGCUGACUGCUGAUCUGACAGAAGGCCUUUUUCGGGUGUGUACAGUAUCUCAAACAGAGGACUGUCUCAUGUCCGCGGAGACAAUCUUACCUCCGGAGGGGCCCGUAGGGCCAGAGCAAGAACUCCAACAAGAGACAAGCCUUCUUUUGUCUAACACUCAAGACUCGUGUAACAAUGAGAACAGUGAAUCACCCAAUACAUCAGAAACUCCCACAACUCAAUCUCCUAGAGAACCUGCACCUGAUGGGCAAGAUCAUGUAACUGGGGAAUGCUGUAACCAUGGUGACCUCAUAAGAACUCAACCUCAGCCUCUGCCCCAGCCAAGCACCUGGGCACUGCUGCCCGGAGAGAGAGAUCCCGCCAGGAUCCAAAACGGUCUCCCCGCCUCCCUCAGUAACGGCCAUGGCGCACAGCCGCAGCACGCGGUCACACACCCCACCACAGAGCCCAAGAAACAGCCGUCGCCCGUGUCGCAUAAGAUGCAGAGGAAGCUCCGCUCUAGCCUGUCUGUCAACAGCGAUAGCAGCCGCAGGAGCAAAGGCAGCUCAACAGGAUCACACAAACCUGGCUCCUCUCCUGAGGACUGCUGUGUCCACUGCAUCCUGGCCUGUCUGUUCUGUGAGUUUCUCACGCUGUGCAACAUGGUGGUAGCCCAGGCGUCGUGUGGGACGUGCACCUCUGAAGCCUGCUGCUGCUGCUGCUGUGCAGAUGACCUGGGAGAUGACUGCAACUGCCCGUGUGACAUGGACUGUGGCAUCAUGGACGCGUGCUGCGAGUCGUCCGACUGCCUGGAGAUCUGCAUGGAGUGCUGUGGCAUCUGCUUCCCUACAUAA
Chanos chanos (milkfish) is the source of this 908-nucleotide messenger RNA. RefSeq names its product MyoD family inhibitor domain containing (gene mdfic). NCBI's taxonomy places the organism in Eukaryota, Metazoa, Chordata, Actinopteri, Gonorynchiformes, Chanidae. Bases 144 to 908 code for a protein of 254 amino acids. The transcript has 5 exons. The record is from RefSeq and is a predicted model, not a curated record.